Molecule: messenger RNA, 567 nt
Organism: Tarenaya hassleriana
Lineage: Eukaryota; Viridiplantae; Streptophyta; Magnoliopsida; Brassicales; Cleomaceae
Product: transcription repressor OFP12-like
Exons: 1
Coding region: 1-567 (188 amino acids)
Biological process (GO): negative regulation of DNA-templated transcription
Source: RefSeq, a predicted model, not a curated record
AUGAAAAAUCUCAUCCCGUGCUUCACCGUCAUCAAACGGUCCAUGUCUUCCGACCCGUCCCCGGACGCUCUCGGCCGUCCAUCUCACUCCGCCGGCACACGCCCCGUUUUCCAGAACUUCAACUCUCUCUUCAAUGCCGCUGACUGCAACCCCGACCCACACUCUGACUCCGAGCCCGAUCUCGCCGCCGCAAUCGCCUCUCAGCGGUUUUUCUUCUCGUCCCCCGGCCGGUCAAAUGCCAUCAUCGAAUCCAGUCCGUCCAUCUCCGCCGGAUCUUCGAUGUCGGUGUCCCCGUCGACGUCUGAUCGCCAUUCGACGGCAAUGGACGGCGUGGCGGUGGAUACAUACUCGCCGGACCCGUACGCCGAUUUCCGGAGAUCGAUGGAAGAGAUGGUGGAGGCGCGUGGUCUGCAUGACGCCAGAGCCAACUGGGAAAAGCUGCAUGAGCUUCUUCUCUGCUACUUGGCUCUUAACCCCAAAAACGCUCACAGUUUCAUCGUCAGAGCCUUCGCCGAUCUUCUCGUCACUCUCAUUUCCUACUCGGAGAACAAAUCGGAGGGCGGUUAA